This is a messenger RNA of Linum trigynum, 285 nucleotides long. The record is from the annotation of a GenBank genome assembly. NCBI's taxonomy places the organism in Eukaryota, Viridiplantae, Streptophyta, Magnoliopsida, Malpighiales, Linaceae.
AUGAGUGAGCUUGGAUACACCAGAAGCGCUAAGAAAUGUAAAGAGAAGUUUGAGAACACUCAGAAGUACAAUAAGAGAACCAAAGAAGGAAGAACCUACAGACCCAAUGGCAAGAAUUACAAGUUCUUUUCCCAGUUAGAAGCUCUAGAUAACACCCCGCCGUCAUCAAUGGCUACUCCACUCCCUAGUACGAUUCAAGCUAGUCACAGUCCCGCCAUAGAUGCAAUCCCGUGUUCAGUGAGAAUCAUGAGGCAGAGAAGGAGCAAGACCGGUCUCGAGUCGUGA